GUUCUCGCUGAAUCCCGUGCCCCAUGCAGGCACAUAACUUGGCGCUCCACCAAGAUCAAAUAGAAGGGAUGGCGAGUUCAGAAUGUAGGGGAUUUUCAACUUAUGCGCGAGAUCUUGAGCUCCCACAGAGGCAAUAUCCAUCACCAAUAGGUCCGGUACAUUAGUAUUGGUCCCGUUGUUUUCUAGCUUAGGUAGCAAUGCGUCGAACAUGGGCCUGGCUGCUCGGACGUAAAUGUCGUUAAACAUGGUUAAAAUUCCUCGGAAAUUCGAGGCGUCGCGCGUCAUAGCUCGGAGCUUGACACGCAGAUCUUCGGCAGAGAUGGGGAAAGCCCCAGCGGAGAGGAAAGGGACUCCGUACGCGUGUGCCCACUCCCGUCCCGAGUCGUGGGUGGCGAAUGAUACACGGUAUCCUCGCUCUUUCAUCUCGCUAGCCACUCGGAGCAACGGUUGCGCGUGUCCUUUAAUAGCGAUGGAUACGAACAUAAUGUGGCGCUCAUGUGGGUCUACUGGGGGUACUGGAGCUGGCGCGGGUGGCGGCGCUGAGCACGAAAACUCGCCAUUGUCGGACAAACAGACGGGGUCGGGAGCUACAGAUUCGGGAGCUUCUACGGAGAAUUUGGAGCUGGAACUUGCUGAUGAACUAGAGAAUGUGGCGGUGUAGCUGGUCACGUACGUUGCAUACGCGAAGACGGACAGCAAGAGGAUAAAGAGAGGCCGCAGUAGCGACGUCUGCAGCUGGGGGUGCCGCACCAUACGUAUUGCGUCCCGAUAAGUCUAUUGGAUAUGUGGUCCACAUCGAAUAUGAGUGGUGCACACCACGUGAUCUUGAAGCGACGUUGAGUAACAGACAAAGGUUUAGCGGAGUCACUUGUUCUCUGGAACAAAAAGCCGCCAAGUUGGCCGAGCACUGAUAACAGGAUGAUUUUCACUGCUUCCGAUGGCAAGAAGUUCGAGGACCGAGCAGCAUGGAGGCUCUACGAGUUCGAAUUGACUUACACGUUCCGCAACAAAAAGAACGAAACGCUCAUGAAGCUACCUGGGCAGAUUGAAGGACAACCUUUUGACAUUUCAGACCUGGAGGGAAGCACAAUCAUGCUGCUGGAUCACAUCAACCAGGUGCAGAUCGACAACCUGUCAAACUGCCGGGUAUUCGUCGGUCCGAGCUCGGAGUCUGUUUUCGUUCGGAAUUGCACCAACUGCGUCUUCACCAUCGCGUGCAAGCAACUCCGUACUAGGGACUGCUCGGGCUGCUCCAUCUAUCUGUAUUCGCUGACAGAUCCUAUAAUCGAGACUUCACAGCAGAUGGCAUUUGCCCCAUUCAACGGGGCUUACUGCGGCAUUGAGCGGAACUUCACGGACGCACGGUUGGAACCAACAAAUAACCACUGGUCACAGGUUUACGACUUCAAUGAUCCCGACAAGACAGGGGCCAAUUGGCGCAUUCUCAAACAAGAGGAAGAAGUGGUGCCAUGGGUGGUCGACAUUGAACUGCAAGUUCCUGGUGCGGCUACUUCGUUGGGUGCUUGCGUGAAUCCUGUUGCGCGUGACUCCGGCUUCGUUAAGUACACUGACAGCUCUUCGUCAGCCACUGGCGGCAUGCAAUCGUUCACAUUUAACACCUCUCAGAAGGAAGCCACGAAGGUGAUGCAGACUACUACAUCGGAUACCCCGGUUACACCUUCCAUCCCAGCUACACCAGCGCCAGCGCCACCUCAACCUCAGUCUGUGCCGAUCGCUCCCACGACUGCAGCUCCAGCUCCACCAGCCCCUCCUGUCCAAGCUCCAAUGGCACCUCCACCUACUCCCGUCGAAGGAUCUCACGCUCUGAAGCAGGCUAUUGCUGCCACAGCAGAACACGUCGCACCCCCGUCUACGAUGGCUCCAGUGCUGCCUCCUGUUGAAGGCGCCGACUUGACCACGAAAGGAAAGGAAGAGCCCGUCGUGGACGCCGUCGUGGAGCAAGUCACAGAGAUGAUGGGGAUGAUGUAAGGCCGCAAGAUACAGUAGAACGGAAUACUUUGCACAUGUGCUGUGGAUUCCCCAAACAUGACUACAAAAAUAAAACUUGCUUUCAGUAUACCUUGAA
This is a messenger RNA of Phytophthora nicotianae INRA-310, 2086 nucleotides long. RefSeq lists its product as hypothetical. The coding region runs from base 919 to 1989 and encodes 356 amino acids. Gene Ontology annotation, biological process: post-Golgi vesicle-mediated transport. The record is from RefSeq and is a predicted model, not a curated record. Gene Ontology annotation, cellular component: cilium; periciliary membrane compartment. Gene Ontology annotation, molecular function: GTPase activator activity. The transcript is spliced from 7 exons. Lineage: Eukaryota; Oomycota; Peronosporomycetes; Peronosporales; Peronosporaceae.